AUGGCUCUUUCUGCAGGGAACGCCAACCUUUCUCUGACGGAGCAAUUGAGUGUGCCACCUAAAGCAUCACUGCAAAUACUCGGAACACACAAUGUCAAUAAAGACAACAAUAUUAUUGAUUUUGAUAUCUGGGUUCACUGUCCAAAUGCAAUCGGUAUAAGAUCGGCCAAGUUCCUGACAGAAAAUGAUGUCGAAUCUCGCUGUUGGAGCUAUUCCGAUGACCGCGAUAACGGCGACCCCAAAGAUAUAUUGGGCGGAUGGCUUGAUGACUGGUUAGACCAUGAUGAUGCAGACGAUCGAAGAUGGAGUCUUCACAAAUCAGGUCAUUUUCUAAAUGGGGAUUGCACUGCUCUCGGAACUCAUAUCGAGCGCCUGGCACAGAAGACCGCCUAUGGCGGUACUGUCGAGGUGUCGUUCCAUACCCCCUCAAUACAAUUGGACGCAGGAUAUAAUUCCUCAGCCGAGAUGGGACACAUUGCACAAAUCUUUCUAGAAUGGGCCUUUGAGUGCCCCUUCACCCCAACCGACCAGGCAUGGAGCGACCUAGUCAAGAACGCGAUGGUAGACCAUAAGAAGGGCUGGAUCGAGCCACAUGCACCACGGGCUUCGCACGGAAUGUCUCCUUUUCGGAGAGCAAUGAGAGCCAACGGUACUACCCGUGUUGUAUCGCGAGAGCAGAAUGCGAACGGGGUAACGUACUCAGUAAGGCAGUUCUCUUCCUGGGGUGGUGACAGUUCCGCGUAA
Messenger RNA from Aspergillus vadensis CBS 113365, 744 nucleotides. RefSeq lists its product as uncharacterized. The transcript is spliced from 2 exons. The coding region runs from base 1 to 744 and encodes 247 amino acids. The record is from RefSeq and is a predicted model, not a curated record. Lineage: Eukaryota; Fungi; Ascomycota; Eurotiomycetes; Eurotiales; Aspergillaceae.